AUGACCCUCUCGCCACCUCCCCCCGUGUCUAAAUCUAAGGAGGUUGACGCAUACUACAUUGCGAGCUUGGGUCGCGACGGGGAUAUCAUGAUCCCACCGCAUUGGAGAUCUGUCUCUCUCCGUCAUUGCGCAUUCCUUGCCACACGGGACUGUUCUAUCAAGUUUAUCGACCUCUCAAGAGAUGCCUCAUGCCAAGCGUAUGGUGGCCAAGACGGCACCCAGAGGCUACUGUCCCGCGGAAACCAGGAGGCAGACAUAAGCCUAGGUCUCUGCAAUUUCAAGAUUAAACUUGACGACUCGACCACAGCCAAGUUUCGUGUUCAUUGGAAUCAUCAGCCAGGCAACCUACGUCCCGUCCUCGAAGCCUGGGAAAAUGCUAAGCUGCUGAUGCAUCCUAUGACGGCCGAGACUCAAGUGUUGCCAAAUGGAGGCCAACAACUAGAACGACGACUGCCGCCAGCCGAUGUGACCAACACCCACACUGGUUCUCUCAACGAUGUCGAGCAAUUUGAGGCGACCUCGACCGAAUUAGGAAGUGGUGCAUUCGGUACCGUUUUCACAGCUGUUAAUCGAAAGACUGGGUGCGUCGCUGCGGUCAAAAAGCAGCAGCUUCUCGGCGGGCUCCAGCGGACCUACUUGAAGCGUGAAAUCAACACAAUGAGACAACUAAAACAUUACAGAGGCAAGCAGACCACCGCCGCGGAUAUGUGGUCUCUGUUCAUGACGAUUGCUUGGACAAUGAAUCUGGGAAACUUUAGAAGCCAGGAAUGGCGCAAUUACGCUCAUCUUUUGCGAUGGAUUGCCGAUGUUGCCACCUUUGAGUGGUCUCGCUUGAUUCCGUUGCAGGACUUGAUCGUGUUCCGUCACAAGGAUCGCGCGACGGCGGCCCAAAUGCUUGUCAAGAUGUUCAAUGGUGUCGGGCUGACGACACCUCUUGAAAAUAUCCCGGCGCUACAGGCAGUAGAGCCGCCAAAGAAGUCCGAUAUACCCGAUCGGGCAGGCGCUCUGGAAGAGCUCCGAGCUGGCCGCCAUGAGAUCUCGCAAAAGGACCUAUCGAUGCCAGACGCAAGCGCCUUGCCCGCUAGCAACCCAGAUCAGCCGAUCCACGGAGAGAGGGCGCUGGUAUUGCACAAUGCAGCCCAGCCAGCCCGCGAGGAGAAGCCUCUACCAGCGAACCAUGCAGUUCAGCUAGCUCGCAAGGGUCUACCAUCGAAAUUUUUGAAUCCUUUGGGCAAAUGGAACAUCAACCAAGCUGGGUGGAAUCCUCGAGGACCCCUGGGAAGACAAGCUAGGGACCCGUUUGUAUGGAACGAGGGGAACGUUAAAAAACUGGUCAUAGGACCAGCACGGAAGUCCUUGGGAUUGAGAUUUAGGCGAGCUGGUGGAGGGAAUGCAGUGCAAGCUGCCGAUGAAUUCGUGGAAAAGCCUACCAUGCAGCAGGCUACCCCCUCGUUACAAACCGACGAAGAUGAGGAAGGCAAGGCUGUCGAGAGAAGCGCUGGAGACCGUGGCUCGACCAGAACUGCCGCCAGACACACCCGGGUCACGAGGCGGACUACAGCAGCAAAGAAUCGCCCCGUCAUUGAUUAUGAGGCUCUCACUCUCGAGGACAAGAACCAGAAGAAACGCUCGCUGAUUGCCGAUGCUUGGUUCGAUCGGUUGAAGAACAUGCCUGGCGCAUUCCCCGUUAGUCUGACGUAG
Molecule: messenger RNA, 1701 nt
Organism: Cordyceps fumosorosea ARSEF 2679
Lineage: Eukaryota; Fungi; Ascomycota; Sordariomycetes; Hypocreales; Cordycipitaceae
Product: Protein kinase-like domain protein
Exons: 3
Coding region: 1-1701 (566 amino acids)
Source: RefSeq, a predicted model, not a curated record